AUGCGAACACCAGAAGUAGUAGAAAUAGUGAUGACACAAAUUGAGCAGAAGCAUCGAGCACUUUGGCACAUAAAUGCUCGAGCGGUGAAACAGACUGAAGGUGAACCAGAACGCCUGACACAUGAGGUUGUGAUCGACGUGGUUGUUCGUUGUGGAGCCGACGGCGAAGUGACUGCAUGGAUGACGAGUGGUGGCAUGUUGGAGUCGUCGCGGUUGGUGGCACAAGCGCUGAGUUAG
Messenger RNA from Strongylus vulgaris, 237 nucleotides. The record is from the annotation of a GenBank genome assembly. Lineage: Eukaryota; Metazoa; Nematoda; Chromadorea; Rhabditida; Strongylidae.